Molecule: messenger RNA, 1735 nt
Organism: Pseudoliparis swirei
Lineage: Eukaryota; Metazoa; Chordata; Actinopteri; Perciformes; Liparidae
Exons: 3
Coding region: 872-1735 (287 amino acids)
Source: RefSeq, a predicted model, not a curated record
AGUCCUUAACUUUCCUUAACUUUUCCCAUUCAUUCUCUAUGGUAGUUCUUAUCACUACCGAUGCGAUAUAACUUUGGCCACACGUGGGAUUUUGGGGGCGCUGUUUCCCCCCUGGACACGAGGCAAAGAGACCCGUAUGUUCCCCUUUGAGUGAUAGACGACCUGCAGCAGCACACGCACCUGAGCUUCGCGCAGCAUCUUUUCAUAGUUCUUUUUCGGACCAACAGUUACACCCCCUCCUGCCCUCUUCCUCCCUUCCAUCCUCCCUGACGCGUAUCGUUGCGGUCGGGCCGGCCCAGAUUAUCAGGAGCUGAGAAAACUUUUUGGAAAAGACAGCGAAGGGCCGAACCAACUCGAUUAGGAAGUGCUCCUCUCCCAAAUUGAGUUGGUUGGUUCCAUAAUGGACUGAACCAACUCUAUUAUUUGGGAGGGGUGAACUUCCUCGCAUGGUACAACCCAUGCAGAGGCUGCGGUGUCAGAAUGCGGUACGUGUUUAGCCCACUUUAAGAGAAGAUGGACUAACGUGAAAAAUGUCAACAAAUACAAUCCUCGACCGGCCCAGAAGUGAAGCGGCCCACCGGGAACUCUCCCGAUUCUCCCGAUUACCGACCCCGGGCCUGGUUAGUAUUGAAUGGGACGUAUUUAAUGUAUAUUGUUGUGUGUGUAACGUGGUCAACAUCAACAGGAACUCAUUGACUUGUCUUUAUGAAUAAUAUUAGUUUGAAUGGGUAAUUACUACAGUUCCCCACGUUUAAGAUGGGUUCAAGUUCUAUGACAAGCAGAAUAAAGAAUAAUGUGGAAAACACUUAGUUUUUUUUGUCCGUCUGCCUACAUCUGUGUAAUAAAUGAAGCUGUUACCUAGUUAUUACAAAUGCUCAUCACUGUUAACGUGAGGGACUCUGUCUAUGCGCUGCGUUGUGUUUUGCUGUGCACAGGAGAUGAUGAAGAAGACCACCAACUUCUUCCCAGGCAGGAAGACGUUGUCCUUCAGAAAGGCCCAUCGGGUCAUCUGCGGCAGGAUCCCUCCGAUGAGGCCAUGAGAAUGAAAACUGAUCCCUCGCUUCAGGACAAGUCUCCUGCUCAGCUCCAGCAUCAUGUGAGCACCAAUGCUCUGACCGCGGUCCUUCAGCGGGGAGGAGAUGUGGGGAAAUCAUUCAGAUGGCUCCUCGAAAAUGACAUUGGCUACGUCAUCUACCUUGUGAAAACGGUAGAAGAAGAGGAGAGAGUCGGUAAAUUCAACCCCCAAGGAAACAGCAAGGACAGCCUGCUGUCAUUUCUGGACUAUGCCAGGAGCUUCCAGGAAGUUGAGGACCUGAGGGAGUACCUUUCCUCCAGGAAGCCUGCAUCACCUGUGGCUUCAGAAGGGGACACUAUUGUCGGCUUUGGAGUCAGGGCCAAGGACACCUGGGAGCAGAUCUGGAAGAGCAGGGCUGACGGUUAUGCGGCCUUCAUUCUGGGAGUGAAGUGCAUCAAAAACAGCAAGAUGUCCAACCUGCAGCAGAGGGCUGAGGCCCCCAGCAGCAGUCUCCAGAGCCCCGGAUGUGUCUUCACCAACAGGUUUUUCUCCACCCGUGUGAAGGGAGGAUUCGGUUUUCACCAGAGUCCUCCCUGCCAUUACAUGAUCACGACAUACACGGAUGAACACCCACACACGACCAUCCCACCAUGUGGCUGCUUCCCUGUCAACCCUUCCAACAACCCUGGAUCUGAAGAGCCCCAACACUUCGCUUCUUGA